Messenger RNA from Acipenser ruthenus (sterlet), 2046 nucleotides. Its product is annotated as zinc finger and SCAN domain-containing protein 29-like. NCBI's taxonomy places the organism in Eukaryota, Metazoa, Chordata, Actinopteri, Acipenseriformes, Acipenseridae. Bases 729 to 1727 code for a protein of 332 amino acids. The transcript is spliced from 2 exons. Gene Ontology annotation, molecular function: zinc ion binding; nucleic acid binding. The record is from RefSeq and is a predicted model, not a curated record.
GAGAGAAAGAAUUCGAACUGUAAAUCUCCCUCCCGACCAAAAAAGGCGCUGGGUAAGGUUGAUCGUAUGCUUCCUCCUAGAUGGACUGCCUUGACGGUAGGCGGAAACCGGAAGGUGACCAUAUUAGGGGGAGCGCGUAGUUGCAUGUACCUGGAAGGAUUCCAUUGCAAUCAGCUGCGGGGCGGGCCCCUAUUGGAGAAACCAUGGCAACGGGUUGCUUGCAAGGAGGAGGUUCUGGGUACAAAGGGGAAGCAGCUACGUUAGUACGGCCCUUGCGCUGAUGACGGCAUCCAGCCGGAGCCUGUGUUUUUGUUUUGUUUUGUGUUUCUGACAGAGGAGGAGUGAGAGUCGGGAGCUGCCGCCGCGGAGCCAGCACUAAGACCCGGAGCACGUCCCUCAAAGCACAACACAGCACAGCACAGCACCAGCACUCACCACGACCCCGGAGAAAGAGCACAGUUUCGUGCACGGAGGAUUGUGGUCACAGGAGUGUUAUUAUUAUUUGUGUUUCAGGACUGUAAACCUGCCGUGUUCCCCCCGAUGCCAUCGCUGGCAGAGGGGUGGUUUAUUAUUAUUAUUAUUAUUAUUAUUAUUAUUAUUAUUAUUAUUAUUAUUUGUGUUUUUAAAAUAAACACUGACUUUUUGGGAGAACUCUGGUCUGGACUUUCACUUGUGUCUUACACCACUCACAUCCUGUUCACAAGUGGUGUCAGAAACGGGAUUUCACGAUGGACCCAGCAGCACUGAACACCAUGAUGGAGGCUCAGGCACGGAGGCAUGAGGAAACCCUGGCAGCGGUGAUGGAGAGGAUGAAUGCCAUGUUCCUUGCGGCCAACCAGAGGAGGGAACCGGUGGCCGAACCAACAGUGGCUCCUCCAAAACCCAAAGUGGUGAAGAUGUUGCUGGAGGAUGAUCCCGAGGCCUAUUUAACAUCUUUUGAAAGACAGGCAACAGCAGCCCUAUGGCCUCGGGAGUGGUGGGCUACCCAGCUGGGACCCAAUCUGAUCGGGGAAGCCCAGGCAGCCUACCAUGCUUUAACCCAUGAACAAGCCAUGGAUUACGAUGUGGUAAAGAAAGCCAUCCUUCAGCGACUGGAUAUAACGGAGGAGACGCACCGCCGCCGGUUCCGGGAGUACCAACGCCCCGAAGGAGUCCGACCCCGAGUAAUGGCCCAGCAGUUGGUGGACCAGGUGACCCGGUGGCUCUGCCCUGGCGAGCGAACAGCUGAAGAGGUGACCGAACUGGUCACCAUUGAACAGUUUAUACAGUUGCUGGGGCCAAAGGCCAGCAAUUGGGUCAGCAGGCACCGGCCCACCACGCUGGACGCCGCGGUCAGGUUGGCCGAGGGAUAUGAGGACUCCAUGCCCACACCGCUGCCCACCCCGAUACAUCCAAUGCCGACCUUCAUCAGACCCAGGAUGGCGGGCCCAAGGCCGGGGCCCCUUCACCCACGCACACCCUUCCCUACCGGACCAGCACCUUCUCGGUCCCCAACGGGUGGCCUCGCUCCACAACACUGGAGGCCGAGGUCAACCCCCAGCUGGGGUAGAACAGGGGCCCCCUCCCCGCUGCCAGGUCGGCAGCGGGACAAUCAGGCUCCGUGGGCGCCUUUCCCUCUGGAAUGUUACCGGUGCCAUGGGGUCGGCCACCUUGCCCGGAAUUGCCCCUCAGCAAUGGAGUGUGGUGCGGCUUCGCAUUAUUUGGUACCGGCGACAGAGGAGGAGUGAGAGUCGGGAGCUGCCGCCGCGGAGCCAGCACUAAGACCCGGAGCACGUCCCUCAAAGCACAACACAGCACAGCACAGCACCAGCACUCACCACGACCCCGGAGAAAGAGCACAGUUUCGUGCACGGAGGAUUGUGGUCACAGGAGUGUUAUUAUUAUUUGUGUUUCAGGACUGUAAACCUGCCGUGUUCCCCCCGAUGCCAUCGCUGGCAGAGGGGUGGUUUAUUAUUAUUAUUAUUAUUAUUAUUAUUAUUAUUAUUAUUAUUAUUAUUAUUUGUGUUUUUAAAAUAAACACUGACUUUUUGGGAGAACUCUGGUCUG